Messenger RNA from Salvelinus fontinalis (brook trout), 1966 nucleotides. Its product is annotated as sodium/hydrogen exchanger 9B2-like. Gene Ontology annotation, molecular function: antiporter activity. Gene Ontology annotation, cellular component: membrane. The coding region runs from base 120 to 1868 and encodes 582 amino acids. Lineage: Eukaryota; Metazoa; Chordata; Actinopteri; Salmoniformes; Salmonidae. Gene Ontology annotation, biological process: proton transmembrane transport. The transcript is spliced from 13 exons. The record is from RefSeq and is a predicted model, not a curated record.
AGCAUACAACAGGUGAAGAGCAGAGCAGCAGUGCACCGAUGGCCCACCCAACCCCUCAGCAGGUUUGCUGUGACGUUCGAGAAGAAGUGAGGAGGAGAAAGUGAACUGUACUAGAUGCCAUGAUGGAGGACGACCAGCCCAAGUCGAAGCCGCCUACACCUUCUCCCUUGCUGGACCUAGAACACAGUCCCGGAGCCUCGUCAGUAACGAACCAUGCAGAGUUCCUGGGUGUGAACCAGAUUCAGGUGGUGGUGAGCCGGAGCCCAACCCCCCAGGUCACGGAGGAGACCUACUUUAUCCCCCGUAAUCCGGUGGUGGAUGCGGGCACCAACACCGACCCCCCGGUCAUCUGCUGUGGCAGGCUCCGCCGGGCAUGCCCCUGCCCGCCCCGAGGCCUCCUGGCCUCCCUCAUCACCAAGGAGAAGGAGUGUCUGCCGGGGGGGAACCUGUUCGGCAUCACCGUGCUCUUCAUCUGCUCCGUCACCGGGGGCAAACUGGUGGGCCUCAUACGGCUUCCCAAACUGCCUCCCUUUCCCCCGCUCCUGGGUAUGCUAUUGUCGGGCUUCCUGCUGCGUAAUAUCCCCGUGGUAACGGACGCCGUGUACAUCGACAACCGAUGGUCCGCCUCCCUGAGGAACAUUGCCCUUGCUGUCAUCCUGGCCCGAGCAGGCCUGGGAUUGGAUGGCUCGGCUCUGAAGAAGCUGAGUAUGGUGUGUAUACGCGUGGGAAUGGGACCCUGCAUCAUCGAGGCCUGCACCAUCGCCAUCGUCUCCCACUUCCUCAUGGGCCUGCCCUGGAUCUGGGGAUUCAUCCUAGGAUUUGUGCUGGGAGCCGUGUCCCCGGCCGUGGUGGUUCCCUCCAUGCUGCUGCUGCAGAAGGAUGGCUACGGCUUGGAGCAGGGCAUCCCUACCCUCCUCAUGGCUGCCGGCAGCUUCGACGACAUCCUGGCCAUCACCGGCUUCACCACCUGCAUGGGCAUGGCCUUCGCCACCGCAUUAAUAGAAAUCUUCGUGCAAUCUGUCCUGGAUCCAAUAGAUGACACCCUCACACUUCGGGAAUCGAACCUACGACCCCUGUUGUUUACAAGCGCCAUGCUCUACCAACUGAGCCACAGGACCAUUAGCUCCAUGUGGUACAACCUGCUGAGAGGUAUACUGGAGGUGGGAGGGGGAAUGGUAGCUGGGGUACUGCUGGGACUUCUGUUGAGCUACUUUCCCAGCAAAGACCAGGACAACGUAGUGAUGAAGCGCUCAUUCCUGCUGCUGGGCAUGUCGGUGUUUGCCGUGUUCGGCAGCAACGUUGCCGGAUUCCCCGGCUCGGGGGGCCUCUGCACCCUGGUCCUCGCCUUCCUGGCCAGCCUGGGCUGGAGAAGGUCAAAGGUCCCUGUGGAGGACAUAGUGGAUAUUGCCUGGGAGGUGUUCCAGCCACUGCUCUUCGGCUUGAUCGGGGCCGAGAUCCGAAUUUCAGAGCUGGACAAAAACACUGUCGGCCUGGGCAUAGGCUCUCUGGCCAUUGGUCUGCUGGUGCGUAUUCUCUUCACCUUCGUUUGUGUGCUGUGUGCCGGCUUCAACUUCAAAGAGAAGCUCUUCAUCGCUCUGGCCUGGCUACCCAAAGCCACUGUACAGGCGGCCAUCGGCUCCACAGCGCUGGACAUGGCCCGCACCAAGGAGGAUAAGGAGCUGGAGAAGUACGGCAUGGACGUGCUGACAGUGGCUGUGCUCUCCAUCCUGCUCACCGCCCCCGUAGGGGCCCUGGUCAUAGGACUCACAGGACCUCGCCUGCUGCAGAAACCAAAGAACGCUGCCUGGGAGCGGGAGCAAAGCGGAACUAUAAUCGAGACCCCAAUCACCUACGAGAGUACCCUCUGAUGGCGGGAACCAGGAAGUACACUUCACCAAGGAGGAUAUGACAUGGAUGGAUCGUAGGGAAAUGGGGGCACUUCAAGCGUGCAUCAAAAAUGGCACCC